This is a messenger RNA of Cucurbita pepo subsp. pepo (vegetable marrow), 821 nucleotides long. RefSeq names its product CASP-like protein 1E1. Lineage: Eukaryota; Viridiplantae; Streptophyta; Magnoliopsida; Cucurbitales; Cucurbitaceae. The record is from RefSeq and is a predicted model, not a curated record.
UCACGUUUCCUUUCCUUCUUUAUGCACUAUGUGGCGCCUUCAAUGCCUUCCAACGCAUCCAAUUCCAAGCCCUAAUUUCAACGCCUUCUGCAAUUCCAUCGCCUAUGAAUAUGUUUCCUCCUCACAUUCUCCAAUUUCGACUUCAAUUUCUCUUCGCUCUACGAAUUUUUACUGCAGGAAGCGAAUUGACUGCCAAUGGACGGCCAGAGGAAGGCCGGAUUCGGCGUAUCGGACGGAUCGGAGACGACGACGACGGCUAGGUUUUGUGAUUUGAUUUUGAGAUUUGUGGCGAUGAUUUUGACUUUGGCUGCUGCUGUCGUUAUCGGCGUCGAUAAGCAGGCGAAAACGGUGUCGCUUCAACUCACCGCCGCGUUGCCGCCGCUGCGCAUUCCUGUUACUGCACGAUGGCAUUAUUCAUCUGCCUUCGUGUAUUUUGUGGUGGUAAAUGCAAUAGCAUGUUCAUACGCAGCCUUCUCGCUGGUUCUUUCAGCCGUAAUCAAAGGCAAAGGCAGAAGAAGCUUUAUAAGAUCCGCGAUCACCGUGAUGGACCUUCUGACGGUGGCGCUGCUGUUUUCCGGCUUCGGAGCCGCCGCCGCCGUCGGCGUCAUCGGCCUGAAAGGGAAUUCACAUCUUAAUUGGAAUAAAAUUUGCGAUGUCUUUGGAAGAUUCUGUGGCCAAGGAGCUGCUUCCCUUCUCCUCUCACUGCUUGGAGCGACGUCGUUUCUCUCUCUUGCUGUGCUUUCUGCUUUGAGGCUUCCAAGGGGAUCCAAUUGAGAACAAGAAAUAAAUAAAUAAAUAAAGCCUUUUCAAUUUUAAAUCUU